Molecule: messenger RNA, 827 nt
Organism: Seriola aureovittata
Lineage: Eukaryota; Metazoa; Chordata; Actinopteri; Carangiformes; Carangidae
Product: sialic acid-binding Ig-like lectin 14
Exons: 4
Coding region: 30-803 (257 amino acids)
Source: RefSeq, a predicted model, not a curated record
UCCUCUAUACACCUCAGGAAAAUACUAAGAUGGCUGGAGCUCUGACUUUCCUCCUCAUUGGCUGUCUGCUGAAAGGCGUCCUGUGUGAAGAGUUUAUGGUCACUUUGCCGAAGACUAUAGAGGUUCUGAAAGGAUCCUGUGUGACCAUCCCCUGCUCCUUUGAGAUACAGAGAAGAUUUCAACAUAACUUAGAUAACACAUGUAAAACAAUAUGGAAAAACAAAGAUGAGGUUAUCUUUACCAGCGAUAAUCCAAAUCUAAUUACAACAAAAGAAAUGACCGGAGACUUAACAAGAAAAAACUGCACCACAACCUUCAAUAAUCUGUAUCUUGAUCACACCAAUGACUAUUACUUCAGACUGCAAUGUGACAAUCAACUGAAAUGGAAUUUUCACGAUGCUUCUGUGAAUAUUAUUGUCAAAGCUGAUCCUCCCUCACCGACUCUGACUCCGUCCACACUGGAGGAGACGGAGGGAACCUCAGUGAGGUUGAAGUGCUCUGCUCCAGCUCCCUGUCUGUCUCAACCUCCAACUCUGACAUGGACCCCCGGGCUGGGGGUCAGUCAGGAGACACUGCAGGAGAAUCAGGACAAAACUAAAGUCAUGACCUCUGUUCUGACCUUCACUGCUUCUCACCUCCAUCACGGAAAGACCAUCUCCUGUACUGCCACCUACAAUAAACAAGAUGGCAGCCCUUCGUCAUCUGCUCACAGUGUUUUAACAGCUGAUAUUUCAUGUGAGUUGACUAGUCCUCUCCUAAAAAACACUGUAAUUGAAUUGAUCCCAUGUUUUGCUUGUGUUUAGUAUGAAUUAGGGCUUAAACAAUCA